GCAUCACUGUCUGUUUUUUGUCUCGCCGUCAUGAACUCUGGAGCAUUUUCUGCACCGAAGCGGGCUACGUCAGGAGCAAAGGUGAGUGACAGCUGGGGAAAAUGGAAGAAAGCUUGCUUAACUUGGUUUUGAAUGAGCUUGUUGUGUCCUCACAAAAGGACACAUAAGUUUCAAAAUGAGAAAUAAAUAGUAUACUGAAUAUUGUUCUUUGCUACAUGAAAUAAAAAUACAAAUACUUGUAGACCGUACAGACAUUGACAGGGUGCACAAAAACACAUUUGUAGCCUUCAUAGUAGAUGCAUAUCAGUAUGCGGAGUCACACUAUGGAACGGCUUGAGCAAGGUACUCAACCAGUGUACUGAUAUGAGUCUGUUUAAAAAACAGUACAAAUAAAAGUAUACAGUAUGUUUAAAUGUUACACAGAAGAACGCUAAGAACCACAGUGUUUAUCCUGAAUUAUCAUCAUUGAAUACCACAGUGUCUGAUAUCAUUUACCCUGUAUUAAUUCAUCUACUAUGACUAUUUAAUGAAUAUCACAGUAUCUAAUAUAAUUUACCCUGAACUAAUCCAUCCAUUAUUAUUGUGUUUUGUUCUGGGUAUUUUCUGGUUUGCACCGUGAGUAAGACUUGUUGUGUUUGAUGACCAUCUGUCCGUUUGCACUGUGUUGUCAAGCGAGUUGUUGGCUUUCACCUGCAAAUUUGAAGAGCACCUUCCGUAAGCAAGCUGAAGUGCCUCUAACGAUGCCUUUAUGAUGCCAUCUAGUGCACGGAGUUGUAAUGACAAGCCCUUCGGCCAGUCCUAUUAUAUUGUGAUUGUGAGCAGAUAGCGUUAACAUUAAACAUGAAAUAAAACGCUAGCAGCAAGUGUUUCUGUGGUGUCAUUUAAUUUGUUGACAUAACCAAAAUCAAAGGGAUUGAUGUGUUGGUCGACAUAGACCGACUUAAGCGUGUUCCGCUGCAGUCAUUCCUAUUUAUGCAAAAAGGGCCUGCAUGCAUGACACGAUUCUAAAAUCAAUUUCUGUGCUUGUAGGUGCCACAAUGCUGACUUUGCACUCAUCCGUACUUAAACUACUCAUCUGAGAGGUUCCUCGUCCCUCCAAGGAAGCAUGUUCUUUAUCCUUCUUGUACUCCUUCUUACAUUUUGUUCACCUCCUCACCUUUUCCCCACCGUGGCAUGCUUGCGGUUAUGCCCUCAUCAGUGCCUUUGCUACGAACACACCGACCUGGUGGACUGUCACGGCCGUGGGCUCGACCAUGUUCCCAGGGGACUCCCACACGGCACCUGGCUGCUUGAGCUAGGAGGAAACAACCUGAGCGAGAUAUGCACCAGGGCCUUCACGGGGCUGUGGUCCUUACGGGUGCUACAGUUGGCCAACAGUCAGAUCCAGGACAUUCAGCCAAAGGCGUUCUUCUCACUGUCCUACCUGGAGAAGUUGGAUCUCAGCUGGAACCAGAUAACAAGUCUCCCUGCCGACUUCUCUUCAAGUCUGUCUGCUGUCAGGGAGCUGCGACUGCAGCACAACAACUUAUAUCAUCUGUCUGCUUUCAGCUUUGAGUAUCUGGACAACAUAGAGAAACUGGACCUCAGUCAUAACCAUUUAGUGUCAGUUGGCUCCGGUGUGUUCAGGGGCCUCUCUAGACUCAGACAGCUCUACAUGCACAACAACAGACUGGCUGUAGUGCACCAAGGAAGCCUGGAUAUGCUGCCUGCACUAGAGGUGCUCCAGCUGAGUCACAACAACAUUUCUCAGAUAGACACAAAUGCUCUGGCUUCUCUCUACAGCCUGGCCGUUCUCGCUCUGGAGGGAAACAACCUGCAGCACUUGAAAUUUAAAACCUUCAUCAGUCUGCACACAACAGCUACUCACAUCCAGCUCGCAGGUAACCCUUGGAGCUGCGACUGUGACCUGCACCGCGUCUUCAGCAAGAUCCUGCACGUUCGCCAUCUCCACAUCGAUGACUACCGGAACGUGACCUGCCACGACCCGCCGCAGCUCGCCGGGUCUUCGCUGGCCUGGGUCGACAGCCAGCUGUGCAUCGCAGAGACCGCCACCGUACUCGUGAUCACGGUCACCGUGCUGGUAACGGUGGUGGCAGCCGUGGUCAUGGCAGAAAGGAACAGGAAGAGGAACCGUGGCAAGAACUGGGACACUGAAUCCCAAAACCAAAGCCAAAGUCCUCCAUCAUGAGAAGACGGAGACACGCUGUUGGAGAGGGAAUAGUCAAGAUGUUUAGUGUGUAUAGUCAGUCCUAAACUACUUUCAAGUACCAUGAACCAUCAUUUCAUUCAAUAUACUCAGUAUUUGAUAUAUCCAUGUGAUAUAAUAAAUGCCACAUGUAUUCUUUUAUUUAUGGACAAUAUCACAUUUUAUGGAAAAUAAAUGUCUUCAUAUGGUCAAACUGAUGCUUUUCUAAAAUUCUGAUGAAGUUACUGUAUGUGUAUGAUUCGAUGAA
This is a messenger RNA of Dunckerocampus dactyliophorus (ringed pipefish), 2453 nucleotides long. RefSeq names its product carboxypeptidase N subunit 2. Gene Ontology annotation, molecular function: protein binding. The record is from RefSeq and is a predicted model, not a curated record. Bases 1106 to 2188 code for a protein of 360 amino acids. Lineage: Eukaryota; Metazoa; Chordata; Actinopteri; Syngnathiformes; Syngnathidae. The transcript has 5 exons.